Molecule: messenger RNA, 4280 nt
Organism: Cheilinus undulatus (humphead wrasse)
Lineage: Eukaryota; Metazoa; Chordata; Actinopteri; Labriformes; Labridae
Gene: rarga
Product: retinoic acid receptor gamma a
Exons: 12
Coding region: 548-2080 (510 amino acids)
Biological process (GO): regulation of transcription by RNA polymerase II; retinoic acid receptor signaling pathway; cellular response to corticotropin-releasing hormone stimulus
Cellular component (GO): transcription regulator complex; nucleus
Molecular function (GO): nuclear receptor activity; RNA polymerase II cis-regulatory region sequence-specific DNA binding; zinc ion binding
Source: RefSeq, a predicted model, not a curated record
GAAAGAUUCUCAUGAAUUCCAAGAAAGUAGAGUCAGCAUAUCAGUGAGUGUCAGGCAUGACAUACACACCCACUGAUACAAACACCCACAUCAAUCACGUUUGCAGGGGGAGUCCGGGUGCCAGAAAUAUGUAUCUCCCAUCAACGCCCCUGAGCUGCCGGCGGGACUCGCAGGCGGAAUGGCAACAAACGAAGAAAACUUCGGUGUGCGCGCUUGACAUCCACUAUUUACGUCUCAAACUUCUUGGGGGAGCGUGCACGCGUUUGAAGCCGAAACCUUCACUCAUCGCGGCGAAGAGGCUCUGCUCAUCAGUCCACUCCGUUAAGAUCUUCAUCCGUCCAUCUGCCUCAUUGACACCACAGCCGAAAAACUGGAUUGGAUGACUCUUCUUCAGUGGAGUGGGACAUUUUCACGGUAAACCAGUGGCCACAUCAUCCUUCCCUCACAUCCCAAGAGUAGUUAAAGGAUUUCAACUUUUCCUGAAAAUCCAAAGAGCUGUUACUCUCACCCAGCGGCCGGCAGCGGACCCCGGGUGUGCUCCCUCACCAUGGCUACCAACAGGGAACAGCAGGUGGGACACAUGACGGGCUUCCCACCUGCUGUCUACCCUUUCGCCUUCAACGCUAUGAGGAGCCAUUCUCCCUUUGACCUGCUGGCCAACAGCAGCCUGUUUGGGCGAUUCGGUGCCGACCUGCCUAAAGAGAUGGCCGCUCUCUCGGUGGAGACCCAAAGCACCAGCUCAGAGGAGAUGGUACCCAGCUCUCCUUCACCACCUCCCCCUCCUCGCAUCUACAAGCCCUGCUUUGUGUGCCAGGACAAGUCCUCGGGGUACCACUACGGGGUCAGCUCCUGUGAAGGCUGCAAGGGUUUCUUCCGUCGCAGUAUCCAGAAAAACAUGGUGUACACCUGCCACCGAGACAAGAACUGCCAGAUUAACAAGGUCACACGCAACCGCUGCCAGUACUGCAGGCUGCAGAAGUGCUUUGAGGUCGGCAUGUCCAAGGAAGCGGUGCGCAACGACAGAAACAAGAAGAAGAAAGAUGUGAAGGAGGAGGUUGUGCUUCCAGAGAGCUAUGAGCUGAGUGGAGAGCUAGAGGAGCUGGUAAAUAAAGUCAGCAAAGCUCAUCAAGAAACCUUCCCUUCGCUUUGCCAGUUGGGCAAAUACACCACGAACUCCAGCUCAGACCACCGUGUCCAGCUGGAUCUGGGUUUAUGGGACAAGUUCAGUGAGCUGUCAACCAAAUGCAUUAUCAAGAUUGUGGAAUUCGCCAAGCGGCUCCCGGGUUUCACUACUCUCACCAUAGCAGACCAGAUCACUUUGCUGAAGUCGGCCUGCUUGGACAUACUGAUGCUGAGAAUCUGCACACGCUACACGCCUGAACAGGACACUAUGACCUUCUCAGAUGGCUUGACCCUGAACCGGACUCAAAUGCACAAUGCCGGCUUCGGACCUCUCACAGACCUGGUGUUUGCUUUCGCUGGCCAGCUUCUACCCUUGGAGAUGGAUGACACAGAAACUGGCCUCCUCAGCGCCAUCUGCCUCAUAUGCGGAGAUCGUAUGGAUCUAGAAGAGCCCCAGAAAGUUGAUAAGCUGCAAGAGCCUCUUCUCGAGGCUUUGAAGAUAUACGCCCGCCGCCGUCGCCCCAACAAACCUCACAUGUUCCCACGCAUGCUGAUGAAGAUUACAGACCUCAGGGGCAUCAGCACUAAGGGUGCAGAAAGAGCAAUCACUCUAAAGAUGGAGAUCCCCGGCCCGAUGCCACCUCUGAUCAGGGAGAUGCUCGAAAACCCUGAAGCCUUUGACGACCAAACAGAGAGCAACGACAGCCCGCCACCUCCUCCACCGCCGCCCCCACCUCCACCGCCGGCCCUGGUCCUGAAGCAGGAGGCUGAGGAUGAGGAGGACAGCUGGGCCACAGAAAAUGGCAGCGAGCCGUCACCGGAGGAGGACGACGAAGACGAUGACGAUGACGUUGGGGACGAAGAGCGAGACAGGGGCUCGGACAGUGAUGGGGAACCAUGGGGGGUUUUGGAUGCCAUAGAUGGGUCGAGGAAAGGCCUAGUUGGGAGGGCACAGUGAACAGAGCAUUUCAUACACACAAUCACCUACAGCUUCAAAGACACAAAAACUCCUACAUUUUUACACAUACAAACCUCACUCAAGCUCCCACCUCAACAAAUGCUGGCCUUCCCUCCGCUCUCUGUCUCUCUCCUUACUGCACAUCUUCAUGUUCUCCACAGCGGAGUACAGCAGAGCCUUAAUUGUAUAGACACUUUUUAACUCAGGCCACAUGGUCCAUGACAAGUGAACUACAGACAAAAAAACAUCAGGAGAGAAGAUGGAAAACAAUAUGAACUCCUGGCAUAGCCAAGAGGGAAGCUAACGUGACACAAAGAACAUAACCUCUUUGAGAAAGCUAAACGUCUCUCUCUCUCUCUCUUUUUCCCCUACUAUUGUUAAUAUCUAAACAGGGAACGGCCAAACCAGACACCAGAACUGAGCAGUUGUUUUUCACAGAUUUUGCAUCAAGCACAUUUCUCAAAAGAAAACAAUAGUACAGGGCAAAACCAAAUUGUGUAUGCUUAUCUUUUGUCUUUGUGGUUGUUGCUUUUUUAAAUUUGUAGUUUUUCCCUUUUUUCAAUUUAUGUAUAAGUCCAUACAUAUCUAUAUACCAUUAUAUUUUUGUCUUUAUUUGUUAUUCUGGUUUUAUAUAUGAAUCCUGUAGACAAGUUUUUCUUUGAAGAGCUUUCCUGAGAAGAUAUUCAGAGGGAAAGAAGGGUAAAAAAUCAGAACUGGCUGGGUCUUCCUUAGCAGCUACAUAUGCUUAGCUGGGGGCUUUUUGUUUGUUUGUUUUAUUGGGCACUUUGGCUCACUGUGGACGUCAAUGAUAAUCAACACAGAGGAUUAGUGUUCUGUUGCAGCGACUUAAUCAGUUUCUGUUAUCAGGGAAUUGGCAUUAUUCUGGUUUGCUCUGGACUAAAGCUGUCUGUGCGUAAAGCUAAAUAUCUUUGUGCCAAAGUUCGGGGAAGUCAAUUUUGGGAGUUUGACUACUGGCAGGGACUCCAGCCAUGAUCCAGCAAUCUUCACACGCACACAUUUAAUCUCUUUAUACAAAUGACUUGGAAGUAAUGCCCAGACAGAGACUUACAAUUCACACCAUAUAUGUAGCACUUUUGUGAUCCUCUGUUUUAGUCAGGCACGUGGCGUUAAAAUGCUACAAUUUCCAUUAGUAUGUCGACAAAAUCAGCAUACAGAAAACAAUCACGCACUCCCUAAUGAUGUCAGCAGACAAACAUACACAUGCACACUCCCAGCAUCCAUACAAAGUAGCAAACAUUAUGCAGCAAAACAAAUCUAAAACAUCUUAUGCAAAGUCAAAGCAGGAAUCCUUAUGGAAGACGUUGUGGAAUCAGACUCAGGGCUUUUCAGUAAGGACCAAACCCUAACGUUGCCCUCAGGCACGCUAGGAACAGGCAAUAUUUAUGUGUGUAUUCUUAACUCAGUUUUUUUUUUUGUUUGUUUUUUUACAUUUUUUUUUUUUUUUUAGUUAGCUCACCCCACCUCUGCGUGUACAUAGAAGGAGACAAGUCUGAAAAACAAGCGUGGAUGCCAGUCUGACUCAUCCAAAGGAGGGGAAACCUUCAUCAUCAUAACUACCCCGGCCUUUUGUUGCGCUGGCAUCCAUGCGGCAAACUGCCUUCUCAUCCCAAAAGCCAUUAUAUCAUCUUGUCUUCUUGUGUGUAUAUCCUCACCCCUCUCUUUAAAGGAGCUGUGGAGGAUUUUGUGUUUCUCAUGUAUCAUUUCUUUAUUGCCAAAAUGUCUGUGUUGGCUGGGAGAGCGCGGCUGACAUACAGCUCAGAGGAGUUCUUCCUGUCUCUCUUUGAAGCAAUAUGAACGCUCUUUCUGUAGCGGUGAGAGCUCCCGUUGUCUGAAUAGGGCAGAUUUCCUCAUUUUUGAGUUGUGUGAGUGUGUGUCUGCACGGGCGAGUGUGUGUGAAUGCUUUAACCUGUUCAGUCAUUGGGUGAAUGUCCUCGGCAUGGUGCUGUCACACACAAAAAAGAGACUCUUGUGUGAUGACCUCAUCCUUUCUUUCUCUCUGCUGGGCUGUCAUGAUGUUAAAUGAUGGUAAUGCCGGCAGAUCGUUGAGAUUACCUUGUUUUUAUGUUUAUUUUUCUUCAACAUGGCCAAGGUGUUGUCUACCCUCUGUUUAUGUCGACUCUUGUCAUACAAAGAAAAGCCAUAUAAACAGUAAGAGGCACAAUAAACUACUUUUGUGAGA